Molecule: messenger RNA, 1050 nt
Organism: Owenia fusiformis
Lineage: Eukaryota; Metazoa; Annelida; Polychaeta; Sabellida; Oweniidae
Source: the annotation of a GenBank genome assembly
ACAAAGAAGACACUUGGAGGAGCACAUUAGGGUCCUAGAAAGGGACUUGGGAAAGGCAUACAUGGAAGAGAACAUUGUCCGCAAUGCCGUUGAACAUCUACUUCUGAGACAAAGAUAACUCUACUUCUUUUCGACUUAUUUAAUGACUUGUUAACAAUAAACUUUAUUCCGUCCAGAAGUGCCAAAUAUGUUUGAGUGGAUAUGUUUUGUUUUGUUUUUUUACCAACAAUGAUAUAACAAUUAACUUAACUUAUUUCGUCGAUGUGUGCCAAAGAUGUUUAGUUGAAACCACUAUUUUGAUACAAAUAUUAAAACUCCAGUUGCACUCCUGUGGCAUGCAAAGUCUGCGGCAAACUGUAUGGCCGGCGGAGUAGCUACUCCAGACAUACACGCUCACACUUUAAGAAAAAAAAACGAGCAAGUAGCGUGCAGAAAGUGCCAACAACCAUUUGCCAAUCACAAACAAAUUCCAAAACAUAAGUGUAAACCAUGUCCCGAAGAACAAAUUGAAAUUGAAGAAGCAACUGUUACGGUCGAGACAACCCCACAUCAGGAGGCAGAGAACUUACGUGUGGAACCCACUCAGGAUAGUGAAGCUACUUUGACUACAAGUGAUGACCCCAUGAUUCAAAUUGAUAUUGAAGAAACAACUGUUACAGUCGAGACAACCCCACAUCAGGAGGCAGAGAACUUACGUGUGAAACCCACUCAGGAUAGUGAAGCUACUUUGACUACAAGUGAUGACCCCAUGAUUCAGAAAACAUGCCUGGUUGAAGGAUUAUGAUGUAGAGCUCUAAUUAUUUCUUUUACUUCCAGUUCCCCUGCGAUCGGAGGAAGCGACAUGGAGUGAUGUGCAAGGCAAAAUUCCCUUCACAAAGUCUCUUGGAUCGCCACAUUCAAAUGUUUCAUACCUUUGAUACGUGCAAUGUUGGUGACUGUCGGGUGAAAGUAAUCCUGGGGAACCCCAUAAAGAUGCAGCGCCACAGAACGACCUGUAAGGCUCGUUUAGCAGCUCAACAACAGCUCUUCCAACCAGAGGUUUCGUUAAAA